Messenger RNA from Acaulospora colombiana, 1467 nucleotides. Lineage: Eukaryota; Fungi; Glomeromycota; Glomeromycetes; Diversisporales; Acaulosporaceae. The record is from the annotation of a GenBank genome assembly.
GCUGCCCAAAUAAACGCUACCAAGUGUUUGACGUGGCUUUCGGGAUCUGGUCCGCUGAAAGCAUAUACCGAAUACAUGACUACGUCUAAAGAUGAUCGUGCUAUCUCCUUGAAGCGCAUGAAAGAUUUUGAGCAGCGAUUGCCAAUUCUCCUCGGCGCCACACCGACUCGACUAGGGGAGCAUGUAGUAUUUGCGCAUCUCCAUGGUGGAGCAGCCAAGAAAGAAACAUUGAUGCACCUAUUUGACAUAUUCGUCAGAGACACGACCGUUUUCAUUCAUAAAAAGUUGGAGGGCAUCGAGGUGACCCCUCUCCUUUAUAUAUGCGGACAAAAUCUCAGCAAGGACAUCUUCGAUUUCUUCUUCGAGCGUGGAGCCGACGUCCUCAGCUCAACUUCCGACAGAGGAUGCCUCGACCUCAUGAAACAUGUAUUCGCGAGACUCAGCCAAGACCAAUUAUCUAUCCUGCUUUCACAGACCACCCGUCGCAAGUCGAACACGCCACUCAUGAUUGCAAUCAAAGCCGGAAACCUUGGAGUCGUUGAAUUCCUGCUAUCCUUCCAUCAUCCCGUCACUGAUGCAUCUCUUCUGGUUCGAGAUGCGAACGGCUCUUUACCCAUCCACGAGGCAACAAGUAAGGGAUACCACAAAAUCGUCGAGCUUCUAGUACGGUCCAAGUCAGCUCAGGCGAUGAAGGCUCUUUGUACAGAAAACGGUAUAGGGUCCACCCCGUUAGAAAUUGCAGCCUUCAAGCAUCUUCUUGGCUUCGACAGAGAACUACAAAGUCGUUUCGAUGGCGCCGCUGCCCUCCCAUACACUGUACCAUCUCUGGUAGUCACCAAUCGUCUCAGUGGACCAUGGACGAGCGCUCGUGCUUUGCUCGACAGUUUAAAGCAAAUGCUUGACCAACUGCCCCAAAUCAACCGGAUAACUAUCGAGGAGUACCAGGCAUUAGAAAAUAUCGUGGUUUCUCUGGAUGAAGAAGGGCGCUUCACCAAUUCGCCAAUUUUGCAACGAGUCCUGAGAGAAUAUGUCGAACGAGCCGCGAGUGCUUUAGAGGACCAUAACGGAAAUUCUGCCCAGAAAGCGCUAGUUGACGAAGAACUAAAGGCCGUAUACUCUUCAGCCGAAUCCAACCCUUCCGUGGGCUACGCAGGGCCAAAAAUGCCGUUUGUACAAAAUGUAGUAGCCAGUCAAGAUAUCAAGGCUACAUACGAAAUGAUCAGGAACGCUAUUGAAUCCUCCGGAUUGAAAAGACGGCGGGUCCUUGUCCAUCUACUCGAUGCUCAAAAAGCUGUUAAUUCUGCCAUGGCUGUCGCCACCCAGGCUGGCCACUUCGGGUUUGGACAGGCCCCGGGCUAUUUCGGUUCAUAUAUGGGCAGCUUGAGCCCGGGGAAAAGUCAGAGCAAUGCAUUCAAUUACAUGUUGAACUAUAGUUCCGUGCUAUCCGUUGAUAAUACCUACUAUUAG